This is a messenger RNA of Caretta caretta (loggerhead turtle), 4052 nucleotides long. Lineage: Eukaryota; Metazoa; Chordata; Testudines; Cheloniidae. The record is from RefSeq and is a predicted model, not a curated record.
CAGGCGAUAGGGCCCCCCCUCCCCUUGGCGGCCCCCCCCCCUUGGCGGGCCGGGGCGCAUCUGAUCGCGCCCUUGAGUUUCUGUCCGCCCAGAGCCUGAGAGUUCGGUUCCUGGGCCUGGGUUUCCCCCUUAAAAACCUCGGCCCCGGCCCCGGCCUCGGCUUGGCGGCCCCUGGGCGAACUGCCGAGCUAGUGUAAAUCCCCAGAGCCCAGCAAGUCCGAGUUGAAAGGGGAAGGGAGUCAAAGUGCUCAAAGCUCUGACUUGUGUGGACUUCAACAGCAAAGGCACGUCUUGGCUGACGGAAGCCUUCGUGCCUGAGACGGCAGCCCUGCCCUUUGAUCGAGGACUGGCUGAGAGCAGUGAUCCAGACUGCCCUAUGCCCGCUGCACUGUGCCUUUCGCCGGGUUCCUGGGAGACAGCUGCAAAGGAUCCCAUCCCGCACAGCCAGCCGCAGCUCUUCCCUGCUGUCCUGUGUCCCUUGGCAGCCUGGCAUAAUGGCUGCCACUGCGCUGAAGCCCCUCAUCGCUGUGUGCCAGCUCACCUCCACGCCUGACAAGGAGCAGAACUUCGCCAGUUGCUCGCGGCUCAUCCGGGAGGCAGCACAGCGAGGUGCCUGCGUCGUCUUCCUUCCCGAGGCCUUCGACUUCAUCGGCAGCGACACGCAAGAGACCCUGAGCCUGGCCGAGAGCCUGGAGGGGGCCCAGAUUCAGCGCUACGCUGGCCUGGCCAGGGAGUGCCAAGUGUGGCUGUCUCUGGGUGGCUUCCAUGAGAGAGGUGACGACUGGGCCAGCACCCGGAGGAUUUAUAACUGUCACCUGCUCCUGGACCCCACAGGGCACGUCGUGGCCACAUACAGGAAGACGCACCUCUGCGAUGUAGACCUGGAAGGGCGAGUGUCUAUGAAGGAGAGCAACUUCACCAACCCCGGGCCUGAGAUUGUGUUGCCUGUCAGCACCCCUGCUGGGAAGAUCGGCCUCGCCAUCUGCUAUGACCUGCGUUUCCCAGAAAUCUCUCUGGCACUAACCCAGGAGGGGGCGGAGAUUCUCACCUACCCAUCAGCCUUCACGGUGACCACAGGCUCCGCCCACUGGGAGGCGCUGCUGCGGGCCCGCGCCAUCGAGACCCAGUGCUACGUGGUGGCAGCAGCUCAGACCGGGAAGAACCACGAGCGCCGCACCUCCUACGGCCACACCAUGGUGGUGGACCCCUGGGGCUGUGUGAUUGCCCAGUGCCAGGAGGGGCCAGGCCUGUGCUACGCGGAGAUUGACCUGGGCUACCUGCGCCGUAUCCGCCAGGAGAUGCCCGUCUGCACCCACCGGCGGGCCGACCUCUACGGCAGGGUCACUGUGCUGAAGAAACCCCCGCCUCCCUGAGGGGCUGCCCCCCCCCCCCCAGGAAAAUCAGCCACUGCCAGCCAAGCCCUGCAACCCUCCGUAAUCAAGAGGCAGAGCAGGGAGCAGAGACCCCUCCUGGUAUCACCUCCUCCCCCCCACAGACCCCUCCCGGUAUCACCUCCUCCCCCCACCGAGACCCACUGAGCAGGGCUGAGGGCUCUCCUGGUGUGUGCUGGGCAGAGGCGCCCUCUGGGAGACAGCAUGGAACUGCAGCAUCCCCCAACAAUUCCUGCUCGGGCUGGUGCUGCCUUGUCAGGCCCAAGCGAAGAUGGAGCAUUUCCCAAGGGUGAAGGGAGCAGCUCCAGCCGGGCCCCUGGCUUCUCCAGGCAGCAGCUGAUGCGGCAGCUGCCCCGUGGAAGGAGCAUUCGCAGUGGGCUCCAGAGCUGAGCAGGUAGAGGGGAGGAAGCGGAAGUGAGGCGGCUGCUGGUAAAACCCUGGCUCAGAGACAGAGCAGUGGAGAGGUUCCUGGGGAGGCUGGGGCUAGCUGGUGUGUCGGACCCGUUCCCCUCUCAGCAAGCGCUCGAGCUGUACCAGUUCCUGAGGCGUCCUGCCUGCUGCCCUUGUCACUACGUCCCUGCCAUAGGAACGGCCACGCUGGGUCAGACCAAAGGGCCAUCCAGCCCAGGAUCCUGUCUUCCAACAGUGGCCAAUGCCAGGUGCUCCCAAGGUACUGGUACUGAUCUAGUGACCUCUCUCCUGCCAUCCAUCUCCACUCUCUGACAAACAGAGGCUAGGGACACUAUUCCUUACCCAUCCUGGCUAAUAGCCAUUAAUGGCCUUAACCUCUGUGAAUUUAUCCAAUUCUCUUUUAAACCCUGUUAGUCCUAGCCUUCACGAUCUCCUGAGGCAAGGAGUUCCCCAGGUUGACUGUGCGCUGAGUGAAGAACAACUUCCUUUUAAACCUGCUACCCAUUAAUUUCAUUGGGUGGCCCCUAGUUCUUAUAUUAUGGGAACAAGUAAAUAACUUUUUUCCUUAUUCGUUUUCUCUACACCACGCAUGAUUUUAUAGACCUCUAUCAUAUCCCCCCUUAGUCUCCUCUUUUAGUGCCCUAAAACUGUCCCAUGGUCUGCCUGAGGUGGGGUGGGGCUCAAUUUCCCAGCAGAGGGAGAGGGGCUCUCCACCCUGGGCAGUUCCCCUGUGAUUUAUAACUAGUUAGGAAAUUCUAAGAGGGUGAGAAGUCUGUUACUUCUGAGCGUAUAGGGUGUGCCUGAUUCCCCCCUUUGGCCUCAGCAAGGGAUGGAUGGGCCUGGGCUACUUCACCUUUAGAGCUCAUGGGUCUUGGAGCAUGGAACUGCACCCUAGUUAUAGCCCCUACAAUGCUGCUCUGAGCCCUUGGGCAGGUCCCUUCCCUCUGCCUCAGUUUCCCCAUCUGUCUGAUGACACAUGCUCCACAAUCUUUAGGUGAAAAGCUCCAUGUUAGUACGAGACCCAAGCGGCUGGGGAAAGGAGAAGUGACACUUAGUAAUUGAGGUAAUGGGCAGCCCAGAGGGCUGGAUGCUGGCCACAACCCUAGGGUGAAGCAGGAGAACUGGAUCAUCUUCCCACUGUACCUCUCUCCCACAGCUCAGGACCCCCUCCCUGCCAUCAUCUCCCCUCUGCAGGCAGCCAGUGCCUCCCCAGCCCUGCCCCAGCAAGGUCUCCCAUCCUAGCGCUUGAUGGUGGCUCUGCCUUGUAUCUAAGCUACUGGCCCUCUUGUGUAUCACUUUCUCCUCCGAUCCCACUGGCCCAAUGGAGAGCAAGGCCCAAAGACCCACAGUUUAGCAGGAAACACAUUCCCUACCCCGCUAAAGGCACUGUCACUCUAGUGGUUGGUGCACUCAGAGUGAGACUGACUGUUGGGACAGUACUUUUGUGGUGGCCCUUUGGUUUGCAUCUAUAAACCAGGGCCAAGGCUGGAUUUCCUCCCAGGAAGAGCGUGAGGGUUCAGUCCAUAAUAGAGAAUUGUGAGCUGACUAGGGGGCAGUGAGCACACUGUAUGGGGGGAGAGGGGCUCCAGCCCUAACCUAGCUGGGUGCAUUGGCUGAGCCAGUGCAAUUAAUCAAGGCCGCACUUACAUCAUCUGCAGGCUGAUCUAAAUACAGUGGGGCAGUUCCUGCCAGUUGGAGCUGUCGGUUCAGGCUGGCUGCAGACUCAGGCAGACAUCGCAAAAUGGUUCUGGAGCUGAACUCAGCAGUGAAGAGGGGCAGUCUUUAGCCAUGCAACCGCCAGGGCCCCUGCUACUCGUGGCUUCUUUUCCCAGCACAGCACCUUUACUUGAAGUGCAGAUGUGACACAACAACGAGGAUCCACCUUUACAAAACCCAAGGGGGGGACCAGCGGCCCAGCCACGGCACUGCUGGUUAACGGCGCUCUGGGGCUUAGCUGAGGUAGGCCAGCUGGGAUCUUAAGAACAAGAUGAACGUUGCAUGGCCCAGGCACAUGUGUUUCUGCAGAGCUCAAGGUCACCCUAGUAGGAAAUGGAAAACCCCAGGCCAGAUGCAACACUUCAAAACAAACCACCCCAAACAGCUGGAAGGGAACGGAACUGACCCAGCAUCUGUGCAGUAAGGAAGCAGACGAGAUGCAGUAGAUGUUUAUUUCAAGAAAACUGAAAGCUACAUGGGGAUUAUGACUGUUAUAUUGGAAGUUUAAAAAAUACAGAAGAGUCACAGAAAUUA